CUUUGCACCUGCAGGAUGUGGUUACUCAACCCAUAGGAUUGGUUCAUUACCCUGGAGUUGCAGAGGGACUUUAUGUGGCAUGUUCCUCAGGGAAGCCAGCCAUGAGCAAAGUGUGUGUUCUUGAGAGACUUGCGCACCAAAAUCAAACGCUGGUCCAGGUUGAAAUUCAUUCAGGACGGCCUCACCAAAUCCGAAUACACCUUGCAUACAUUGGACACCCUCUUGUUGAUGAUCCUCUCUAUUGUAUUGGUGGGCAGCCUAAAUUUCAUGACCUGGAAUCUACUAGUACGGAUAUUUCUUUUGCAUAUGACGGAGGUUAUGAGAGGCCUUUACAGCCUGUUCCCGGGGACUGUGGGUAUCACUUGCAUGCUCAUUGGCUGGUCCUCUCUCAUCCAACCACGAAUAAGGUAAUGAGAAAUUGAUCUUUCUAAAUUGGGUAGUGUUCUCCGCCUAACAUGCGCAAUAGCUUAUGGGCCUUAAGAACUGUUUUAUUUAAUGAGGAAUGAGUUGCAACUAAUUUUGUGAUUUAUUUCUGAAUAAGACAUGAUUGUAGGGUUUUAUUUUUCAGUACAACUAUGAGUAAAUCUUAACAAAUGACAAAGAGUAUUUUCUUUCCCUAAAACAAUGAAGAAUUAGGUUCGCUCCUGUAUAACUGUAUAUGCUACUAUUUUGUUAGAUUGUUAGACUGAACAAAGCAGGUAGGAUAUGCUACCAAUCAUAUUACCAAGAUGCAAAAUGAUGUUAAAAGAAGCAUCAAUGG
Messenger RNA from Triticum aestivum (bread wheat), 760 nucleotides. RefSeq names its product RNA pseudouridine synthase 5. The record is from RefSeq and is a predicted model, not a curated record. Bases 102 to 422 code for a protein of 106 amino acids. The transcript is spliced from 5 exons. Gene Ontology annotation, biological process: enzyme-directed rRNA pseudouridine synthesis. Lineage: Eukaryota; Viridiplantae; Streptophyta; Magnoliopsida; Poales; Poaceae. Gene Ontology annotation, molecular function: RNA binding; pseudouridine synthase activity.